Molecule: messenger RNA, 1512 nt
Organism: Fusarium fujikuroi IMI 58289
Lineage: Eukaryota; Fungi; Ascomycota; Sordariomycetes; Hypocreales; Nectriaceae
Product: related to cycloheximide-inducible protein CIP70 (cytochrome P450 family)
Exons: 4
Coding region: 1-1512 (503 amino acids)
Molecular function (GO): monooxygenase activity; iron ion binding; heme binding
Source: RefSeq, a predicted model, not a curated record
AUGGGUAUCUCCGUGAUUCUGGGGCUCGUCUUGCUUGUCACAGGAUGGUUCGGAUGGCGAAGAAAUACGAUAAACAAUAGUCUUUACGGCACAAUACCAUGCGUUGGUGUUCAAAAAGAUGAAUGGUUUGCAUGGACCAGAGCAAAACUCCGUAGCUUCUCAAAAACAGAAGAGUGGAUGAAGGAGGGAUACGAGAAAUACUCAAGACACAAUCAACCAUUCAUCAUUCCUUCAUUUCGAAAAGGCAAAGUUCUCAUUCUUCCCCCCGCCCAACUAAAGACCAUCUACAACAAACGUGAGAAUGAGCUGCAAGCUCACGAUCCAGCCUCAGAAGCUCUUUCUUUUGAAUGGACCGUCUGCGAUCAGGAGGUUUAUCCAAGCAAUUACACAGUCGAUGUGAUUCGCAAGUGGAUUACCAAGAGAUUCGACGAGUUUGCAGCUGAAUUGCAGGAGGAACUAUGUCUUGCCGUGGAUGAACAGUUCGGCAUGAGUCAAGAGUGGAGAGAGGUAAAGCUCUGGCCAGCUGUGCAGAGAAUAUUCACCCGAGGCCUGAACAGAGUUCUUGUGGGAUUUCCACUAUGCAGAGACGCAGUGUUCCUUGAGACCAUGCGCCGGUUUGCUAUCGACAUGCCAUUUCAGGGUUUGUUCAUAACCUUAGUUCCGAAAAUCCUCAAGCCGAUUCUGGCUCCCUUGAUAUCAUGGAAUUCCAGACGGGACACAAAGGCAGGCAUCAAGUACUGUGCCCCAAUUAUACAGCAGUAUCUGGACAAGAAUCGGGAUCCUUUGCAAGAAAAGCCGGUCAACAUCCUCCAAUGGAUCGUAGAAGCCAGUGCCGCCACUGGCGACCCCUCUCAACUCAACCCUCACCGCAUAGGUCAUCGCAUGAUGAUCCUUAAUUUCAACCUCGUGCAAGGCGGGUCAAUUCCAUUUAGCACUGUUCUCAGCGACAUUUGCAAUGGUGAACACGCAGCCUCGACCUUCUCCCAACUCCGCGAUGAGGCAGCAUCAGUCUUGGCUUCUAACAAGACCUGGGAUCGCGCAACCAUCUCCAAGCUCGUCCUCGCCGACUCAGCAAUUCGCGAGUCAAUGCGCUGGUCCGACUUUGGCCUCUUUGCACUCCCCCGUCGUGUCAAUUCCCCUGGUAUAACUCUCGACAAUUGUAUUCACGUUCCGCCUGGUGUUCAUAUCGAAGUCCCGAUGCAUAGCAUACAUAUGGACGAGGACUUUUACGCAGAUGCAGGCUCCUUCAAGCCGUUUCGCUUUGCGGACGGAACUUCUGCGUCUCGUUCGGCUGUGACUCUUGACGAUAGUUUUCUUGGCUUCGGUUAUGGGAAGAACGCAUGCCCGGGGCGAUUCUUUGGCUCGCACGUCAUGAAGGUCGUGUUGGCUUAUUUCGUUAUGAAUUAUGACGUGGAGUUUGGGGAUAAGGAGCCUCCAAUGAAGACCAUGUGGGAAUACAGAAUACCAAGGGAGAACACUGCCAUCAGGAUUCGCAGGAGACUUAGUCAUUGA